CGCGCACGCCUGGAUACAGACGCCGGUUUCUUCGGCGCUCUUUGUGCGGCGCGCACGCUUGGUUGUAUGUAACAUGGCGCAGUCCAGACGGCGCUGUUGACAGGCAGUUCGAUUACAGCGACAAGGAGCGCAAGACGUAUACUUUUCUCAUCGUAAUAUAAGGGACCGGAGCGGAACGCAGCCUCUUGCCGGCGUUAGCAGUCUUGCGUUUGCGAAAGGAAGCCUCAUUGCUUUGGAGGGUCGCACUUGCCGACAAUAAGAGCGGCGGGGCGCAUUGUUCCCCUCGAGGAUUCCCGGCGCGCGCACACCGCACGGCACAUUUAUUCCCGGUUGUUCCAUCCUGCAGAGAAACGCCGGCGACUGGAAUAAAGAGGAAAAUCAUGGCUGCUGCGUUCGUAGUAGACGGCAGCAUCAUGGAGGGGGGCGGACAGAUUCUCCGGGCGUCCGCAGCUCUCAGCUGCAUCCAGGGCUCGUCCAUCAAGAUUGAGAAAAUCCGAGCCGGGAGGAGCACGCCGGGCUUGAGGCCCCAGCAUCUUUCUGGACUUGAGCUGGUCCGAGAUUUGUCUGAUGGUCGACUUGAGGGAGCUGAAGUCGGCUCCACUGAAAUAACACUGUCUCCUGGUAAAAUCAAAGGAGGGAAUCACAUAGCAGACACCAAAACUGCUGGGAGUGUCAGCUUGCUGCUUCAGGUGGCUCUGCCUUGUGUGCUGUUUGCGGAUUCACCGUCAGUGCUGUGUCUCAAGGGGGGCACAAAUGCUGAAAUGGCCCCUCAGAUUGACUACACUUUGUCGGUGUUUAAGCCAAUUGCAGAAAAAUUUGGUGUGAAAUUUGACUGUAGUUUAAAGAUGAGGGGCUACUAUCCCCGCGGUGGGGGUGAAAUUGUAGUGAGGACAAACCCGGUGAAGCAACUCACUCCAAUCAACCUGACCGAGCGAGGCAACAUUGUUAAAAUCUACGGGAGGGCCUUCGUUGCUGGUGUGCUCCCCGACAAGCUUGCCAAAGACAUGUCAACAGCAGCUGUUCGAUGUAUCAGAAGGGAGAUCAAAGACCUCUAUAUUAAUAUCCAGGCGGUGCGAGAAAGUAAAGAUGAGGCCUGUGGAAACGGCAAUGGCAUCAUAAUACUUGCAGAAUCCUCCACAGGAUGUAUAUUUGCUGGUUCUGCUUUGGGUAAAAAAGGUGUCUAUGCAGACAAAGUUGGGCUAGAAGCAGCUGAAAUGCUUCUGAAAAAUAUAAGACAUAAUGGCUGUGUGGAUGAGUUUCUUCAGGACCAGCUUAUCCUUUUUAUGGCAUUAGCAAAUGGCACUUCAAGAUUGCGAACUGGUCCUCUAACACUCCAUACACAGACGGCGAUACACAUUGCAGAACAGUUAACCAAGGCCAAAUUUACAAUCACAAAGGCAGUAGAUGACAAUGCCAACAAUGACACCCACAUCAUCGAGUGCCAAGGGAUCGGGCUGACCAAUGACAGGCUGUAAACGGGGGUUUUGUUUUGCUGCACAAGGGAGUUGCAACUUUUUUUUAUCUUUCUUGACCUCUACAGUCAAAUUUGCUUUUUUUUUUUUUUUUGGAAAAAUGAACUGAAAAUGGGAAAGAGGUCAAGGAGGGUCAUCAAAAUAGAAGGUUUUAGGUCUAGAACUGUAUUUUUGAGAGGCUCAGUGGAAAUAGUAAUAUUAAUUUCCUUUCGGUUGUCUGCAUAAUACACAUUUGAAAAGGAAGAAAAAAAAAUGUUAGCAGUUGCCUGGCAGCCUGUGGUGCUCUGGGCUCCUGAAAGAUGCAUUGACGUUGGUGCCAGUGGAGGACUGUUGUUUGCACCCCAUUAAUAAUGUAAGUUGCUCAGGGUUUUGCCUUAUAUCAAAUAAAAGAUUA
This is a messenger RNA of Polypterus senegalus (gray bichir), 1866 nucleotides long. It is a transcript of the gene rtca, whose product is annotated as RNA 3'-terminal phosphate cyclase. Gene Ontology annotation, cellular component: nucleus. Gene Ontology annotation, molecular function: RNA-3'-phosphate cyclase activity. The transcript is spliced from 11 exons. Gene Ontology annotation, biological process: RNA processing. Bases 381 to 1475 code for a protein of 364 amino acids. Lineage: Eukaryota; Metazoa; Chordata; Cladistia; Polypteriformes; Polypteridae. The record is from RefSeq and is a predicted model, not a curated record.